AUGAGAAUAAUUUUGUAAUUAUUGAUAUUUAGAUGCACAAUCUGUGAGAUUUUAACUAAUAAUACCGUCGCCUCUCUUGACAUACAAUCAGCAUAUCAAUAUCUUAUAGAAAAUGAGAAUUAGUCGAUACUUGGUUAAUGGAAAGUAAGCUAGUAACACCCGGUUUACAUAAGCAUCGGUUUUGAUAGCGAGAACUUCAUUUUGCAAGUCUAUCUCAGAUAGAAUGAUAACUUAAGAGAGCCUUACUUUAUGCGAUUGAGCUAUUUAUUGAAUAAUAGCUCAUAUUUUUUUGAUUCAGUCAAAAAGUAUCUACAUUUGAUAACAUAUUUAGUCGAAUGACUUGGAAAAAAGUCUUAACUGAAAUUACUCUGCAAGUUAACAGGAAUCAUACUCCAUAGUAUUGCAAGGCAACUCUUGAAUUAGAAAUUCAAAACCCUAAUAAUCUUCAAAUAUAUAGUGAUUUUGACAACGAUUGUUAGCUGACUGAAGAGAAAAUAAACCUAUACAUAUUUUAAAAUUUUUUGCAAAUGUUGGUCUACUUAACACUUAUCAUUUUCAUUUAAAUGUUCCAAAUAAUUAAUUCACAUCACUUUUUUAAUUCAGACGCUAGACCAAAUUAGGGUGGAUUAAUCACGAUGUCAAUUAUACUUACUUAAGACAUUUAUAUUUGCAUAAUUAACUUACUCCUUUUUGAUACCAUUAGAUUAUGCUUUUUUAUUCCUUGUUUAGGUUCUCAAAUGAUUACCAUUUUAUUUGAUCUUAAAAUGAAGGUUAAAUUAGCAGUAAUUAUUUUAUAAUAAAUUAUAGCAAGCAUCAAAUGACAAUAUGAAGGAAAUUCUUUUUUUCUUCGUUUAGUUUCUAAUCAUUACUUUUUUAUUCCUUUAAAUAUAAAACUCAUAUGGAAUGAUCCUUCUGAAUUUGAUUUUAUUUCCUUAAAUAUUAUUCACAUUUUUUACAGGAAAAAGAUAAACAUUUAACUCUCACUAUAUUGGAAUCAUAUUCCCAAGAGUUUUAUAUUCCUUAUACUUUACAGGAUAUUCUAAUAACGUUUUUAUGUUUAAAAAUAAUUUAGUUACUUUUGGAACCAUCAUACUAAUUUUUCUAAUAUAAUCCAUAAUUUACUAUUUUCAAUGUCAUAACGGGUUGUUUAUCCUUUCUAAUAAGAAAUUUAAUUAUCUCAUCAAACUAACAAAUGACCAUACCAAAAUAGAUUGUUCAAUUUGCUUGGUCAAUCUAACAAGUCCACCAGAACUUAUCCUAAAUUCAGAAGAACCUAUUCAUAUUCAAACCUUAAAUAUGGCUACAUAACUGAAAUUAUUGAUGAACACUCCAUGUGUAAGACUUAAUUAUAUUAUUAGAAUCAUAUAUUUCAUCCAUCUUGUUUGAUAUAAUGGAUGUAGAUUAACCUUACUUGUCCAUUGUGUAAGAGCUCCCUUCCUUAAAUAUGUUGA
Paramecium octaurelia is the source of this 1451-nucleotide messenger RNA. The record is from the annotation of a GenBank genome assembly. Lineage: Eukaryota; Ciliophora; Oligohymenophorea; Peniculida; Parameciidae.